This is a messenger RNA of Anopheles merus, 804 nucleotides long. RefSeq lists its product as uncharacterized. The record is from RefSeq and is a predicted model, not a curated record. Gene Ontology annotation, molecular function: zinc ion binding; nucleic acid binding. The coding region runs from base 1 to 804 and encodes 267 amino acids. The transcript has a single exon. Lineage: Eukaryota; Metazoa; Arthropoda; Insecta; Diptera; Culicidae.
AUGCUGCCGGCCGUUGCAAAAAAGAACCAUCUCCCACGGCUAGAUCUACCCAAAUUUUCGGGAUCGCCAUCGGAGUGGCCCGCGUUCGCGGGGCGGUUCAACAAACGCGUGGCUGGAUUGGAAGAAGAUGCAGACCGCUACGCCUUCCUUAUCCAAUGCUUUGAACGGUGUGAAAUAGCCCGUGACAGCUGCGAAGCAUUUGAAAAUGCUGGGAUGACCUUCCAAGACGCGUGGAAACGUCUUGAGGAACGCUUCUACAAGAAGCGCGUGGCAUUUCUCGGCCACUUUCAGCAGCUGUACGCGUUACCCAAAUUGACAGCAGCGUCUUCAACGGCAUUGAUGCGGCUUAUCGACGCCGUUGAAACAUCGACAUCGUCAGCGCGCCAGAUUGCUGGCAAAAUGGAUCAAGCCGCGUCAGCAGUGGAAGACGGAAUGAUAGUGAGCUUCGUUUUGAGCAAGUUGGACGAGGAAACCGCUGCUCAGAUCACUCGCCGCCUGGAUUCUCAGCAGAUCCCUACGUGGAAAGUACUCCGCAACGAGCUAGAUCAGCUGGCCAACACCCUCUACUACGAACCAAAGGCCAAGCCAGAAAACAUCUUCCGGACGGAACGUCCCGCUACGAACCACCCACCGGCGCGGACGGAGCGCGCGAUGCUGUCCGCUACUGUGCUCGCAGAAGGCCGACAUGCGAAUAUCGGAACAGUAGGCAAUAGAAACCAAUCAUGGAUGGCGGUGCGACGGUGUUAUGCGUGCGAUAAAACAGGGCACGGGUCCACGUUGUGUCCGGAACUGCGCGUGCGGUAG